AUGGCAGAAGCAAAGACUUACAAUGUUCCAAAAACAUGCAAAGCAGGCGUAGUCAUCAACGAGGGCCCAGACUUCAAGCUCGAAGUCGAAGAUGUGCCAGUACCUGAGCCCGGACCAAACGACGUCCUCAUCAAACUAAACACCACAGGCAUCUGCUACUCGGACAUCCACUACAUGCUUAACGACCUCCCUUUCCCCACCAUGUCCUCCUUCGGCGUCCGUAGCCCCGGCCACGAGGGUGCAGGCAUCGUUGUCAAACUCGGGUCCAACGUGAGUAACUGGAAAGUCGGCGAACGCGCAGGUAUCAAACCCGUAUACGACGUAUGCGGGUCUUGCGAACUCUGCUGGACCGGGAAGGAAGCUUACUGCGAUGAAAGUCCCCAGAUUGGCUUGCAGUUCACGGGGAGCUAUCAGCAGUAUGUACUCAGUCCGGCAAGAUAUACGCAGCGCAUUCCGGAGGGCGUGGAUGACUUUAGUGCGGGCCCGAUUAUGUGCUCUGGCAGUACUAUUUACUGCUCGCUCAAGGAGAGUGGGCUGAAGCCGGGUGACUGGGCUGUGUUUCCUGGCGCAGGAGGAGGGGUGGGUCAUAUGGGAGUUCAGCUUGCGAAAGCGAUGGGUAUGCGGGUUGUUGGUGUUGAUGGAGGUGAGGAGAAGAAAGCGCUGUGCAUGAAACUUGGGUGUGAGGCUUUUGUCGACUUCACGAAAGUUGAUAAUGUGGCUGAGGAGGUCGUCAAAAUCUGUGAUGGGAGAGGCGCACAUGGAAUAUUUGUGACGGCUACGAGUGCCUCGGCGUAUUCAAGUGCGCCUAUGAUGGCUAGAAUUGGUGGCAAGAUUAUGUGUAUUGGUCUACCUCCUGCUGGAACUGCUAUCGCGGGAGGAGAUCCGCUGCUCAUGGUGGGGAAGAACUUGCAUGUCAUUGGCACCAAAGUGGGUUCACUUUACGACACUACAAAAGCGCUAGAGUUUGCUGCUCAAGGAAAGCUCAAGCCUAUAUACGAAGUAUUCCCAGUCGCAAGAAUGCCAGAGGCUGUUGAAAAGCUUCGAGGUGGCAAGGUGGCGGGUAGGCUCGUAGUUGACUUUAACGCAUGA
This is a messenger RNA of Parastagonospora nodorum SN15, 1089 nucleotides long. RefSeq lists its product as hypothetical. Bases 1 to 1089 code for a protein of 362 amino acids. The transcript is spliced from 4 exons. Gene Ontology annotation, molecular function: oxidoreductase activity; zinc ion binding. The record is from RefSeq and is a predicted model, not a curated record. NCBI's taxonomy places the organism in Eukaryota, Fungi, Ascomycota, Dothideomycetes, Pleosporales, Phaeosphaeriaceae.